Nicotiana attenuata is the source of this 405-nucleotide messenger RNA. RefSeq lists its product as uncharacterized. The transcript is spliced from 2 exons. NCBI's taxonomy places the organism in Eukaryota, Viridiplantae, Streptophyta, Magnoliopsida, Solanales, Solanaceae. The record is from RefSeq and is a predicted model, not a curated record. The coding region runs from base 1 to 405 and encodes 134 amino acids.
AUGUCGCCAUACAAGUUGGUGUUUUGGAAGGCGUGCCAUUUGCUGGUGGAGUUGGAGCAUAGAGCUUGGUGGGCACUGAAAUUGUUGAAUCUCGACAUGGAUGCUGCGGGAACAAGUAGAGUCACGGAGUUGCAUGAACUUGAUGAGUUCUGCUAUCUUGCUUUUGAGAGCACAAGAUUGUACAAAGAACUAAGGCUAUUUCUGGGUAAACUAAAGUCACAAUGGUCAGGGCCAUUUUGUGUGGUUGAAGUACACCCCACUGGUGCUGUAGAGAUUGCCGCUGAGAAUGACUCUUGCGCGUUUAGGGUCAAUGGGCACAGGUUAAAACAUUAUGUGGGCAUGGAUGAAGCAAAGGAAGUGUCAGUUACCCAUUUGACCGAGCCUCAGAGGUCGAGCGAACCUUAA